This is a messenger RNA of Phaethon lepturus (White-tailed tropicbird), 843 nucleotides long. It is a transcript of the gene DFFA, whose product is annotated as DNA fragmentation factor, 45kDa, alpha polypeptide. The annotation marks the transcript as partial. Gene Ontology annotation, biological process: regulation of apoptotic process; apoptotic process. Lineage: Eukaryota; Metazoa; Chordata; Aves; Phaethontiformes; Phaethontidae. The record is from RefSeq and is a predicted model, not a curated record. The transcript has 5 exons.
CUAGUGGCAUUCUGGCUAUUGACAAAGCCAGGGAGCCCAUCACAUUAGUACUGGCAGAAGAUGGCACCAUUGUGGAUGAUGAAGAUUACUUCUUGUGCCUGCCAUCUAACACCAAGUUUGUGGCACUGGCCAAGAAUGAGAAAUGGUCCAGCAAAAGCCUAGACAGUGGAACAACCUGGUUCUCAGAGUCUGUGGAUGAAGUGGACAGUGCUGCAGAGAAGUGGAAGCAGCUGGCCAGGCAACUGAAGGAUGACCUGUCUAAUAUCAUCUUGAUGUCUGAAGAAGACCUCCAGGUGCUUAUUGAUGUACCACGUUCACACCUGGCAGAAGAACUUUCCCAAAGUCAACCUAAAAUCCAGGUAUUGCAGGACACCCUGCAGCAGGUGCUGGACAGACGAGAAGAAGAACGCCAGUCAAGACAGCUUCUGGAACUCUACCUAGAGGCCUUGAAAAACGAAGACAGUAUCUUAAGCAAAGUAGCAGAAUCUGAGACUGUACCAAGAAAAGAGAUGGAUGUGGUUGACACAGGUACCAGCAGUACAGGCACUUCAGCCAAAAUGGUGCUCAGUGACCAGAUCCUUGCUGCUCUGAAAGAGAAACCUGCUCCAGAGCUCUGCUUGGACAGUCAAGAUCUAGAGCUAGUCUUGAAAGAAGACACAGAAGCCCUGGCCUCGGCUCUAAGAUGGGACAAGCAGAAAGCAGAAGCUCUGCAGCAAGCCUGUGAUCAGGAGCUCUCCAAGCGUCUACAACAAGUGCAGACUUUGCAUUCCCUAAGGAGCACGUCAAAGGGCAAGAAAACUCUACCCUGGGGAGACUGGCUUAACUCAAAACGCAAAAAAUAAG